This is a messenger RNA of Fulvia fulva, 1047 nucleotides long. RefSeq lists its product as uncharacterized. The transcript has a single exon. Lineage: Eukaryota; Fungi; Ascomycota; Dothideomycetes; Mycosphaerellales; Mycosphaerellaceae. Bases 1 to 1047 code for a protein of 348 amino acids. The record is from RefSeq and is a predicted model, not a curated record.
AUGGCGCCUAUCAACGAAGCCAAGAUCACAGCUUUGCACAACCUACGGCUCGUGGACGCUCACGAAGCGUUACCUGCACAGUGCGAACCCGACAGACGUCCACCAGGCAUGGUACUCUCCUGCUCCUCGACACCGAGCCCAAAGUCGAAGGCGAAGUUCAACAGUCUUCCUGAUGAGCUUCUCCUGACAAUUUACAACUUCAACGCUACCAGGAUUUUCGACAUCGCCGACCUCCAUCGGUACAUCUCAGGCGCCAGAGCCAGCAAAGCAAUAUAUCGCUGCGCUCUGGAGUCAUUAUGUCGCCACUUCAACAUCCCCAAGGACAUCAGGCUACGCCACAUCCCUGACCUGUUCACCAACAUCGAAAUAUUUGUCGACACCCUCAAUCUUGCCGAGCCCGGUAUGCGAAUACCUAGCACUCGGACUGGCCAUGACUUCGCAGCAUUUGGUAUGCCGAAAGAAUUCGGUCUUUCGCAACUUACGUUCCUUGCAGCGGACGGGUUCAGCGUGUUGUCGAAGCAGAGGUUCGAGGGCUUGGCGAUUGACGAACGCAUUGUGGACACGAGAGUGGGCACUCUCGACUUACGGGUCGUCACGAGUGACGAAAUUGAGUAUGCGUGGGAGGGCAUUGUCGAUGGUCUUCUCGUUGGGAUGCCGUCAGUCGCUGCUCUGGACAUCAAGUUGGAAGUCGAAAAACCUACGUGGUCAGAAAUCCGGUAUCCAAAUCGCCUUACGAGGAAAGCUGUGCGAGCUUAUCAGAAGGAGGGUCUGUCGGUCAGGGUGACUGGUCCUCGCUGGCCGGAGGUGGGUACUGUGGACAAGAAGUUGAGUAGAGACUUCUGCAGAGUUGAGGCACGCUUGUACAGGUUUCAUCCGGCCGCCCUUAUUCUGGCCUAUGUAAGCGUGUUCUUGGCGAUAUGGAUGGCUUUGUGCUUUUUGAGUAAGGCGAUGUUUGGCCAUAAGCUGAGCAUCAGCCCUAGCGAGGUGCGAUGGCAGGGGACAAGAACCAGCAACACAGCCACCACAACCUGGCGACUCCAUCUGUAG